AUGUAAUCAGCCACAUUUCACACUCUGAACUUAAGAGAGCCGAUUAACAAGAAGGAAAAAUAGUUAAGUUUAAAAAAUAACGCAAAGUAAAGAUAGAAGACCUAUUUGAAGGAGCUCUUAGUGCAGAACUUCAUUAAAAAGUACAGUUCUAAGUUAUAAUUAUCAAAGAAUUCUGCUCAGACUUCAAUCAUAAUAUCAAACAUUGUUGCUGCGGAAAUAGAAAAAUUUUUGGAUAAGGAGCAAUUAACAUAGAAAAAUCUGAAAUAGUUUGAGCAAUAGCUUGAAAUAACUUUGGGAAAAGAUUCAAGAAUAAGUCAAUUAUUAGAUUCAAAUGCAGAACCUGUUUAAAGACUAAAUCAGGAUUAGUCUCUUAUGAGUAUUCAGCAAAGAAGAGAUGCCUCAGCAAUAGUAAUAGAGAGAACUGGUAACAACUUGUUUGAGAGUAAUACUGUUUCACAAGGCAAUCUAAAACUACCAAUGAUAGGAUAGACUACAAUAACACCAGAGCGUGACUACUAAGGGGAAAAGAGAGGUCUGGAGAAGUAGAAAAAUAGAUUGAACAAUUUAAUUAAAAGUCAAUAGAGAUAGAUGGGUUCUCUAAUAGAAAGCAGAGCAGAUAACUCACCUUAUGGUGUGUAAAAUGAAUUAAGGCAGAGUCAAUCUAAUUUGUCAACAAUAGUUGAUAGAAUUCAAGAGAAGCCCUACUUGAAUAUGGCUAGCAAUUCCCAACUUAACCACAACACUAUAAAUUCGUCCAGACUCCAUCAAAGGGAGUUGCCUGCUCACCCAAACAUCCGUAACUCCUACUCAUAAUUCCCAGUCACCAGAAAGAACAAAAUCUCUGAGACUUCUAAAAGUUUUGCUGAUUUGAAAAUAAGACCUAGCGAGAACAGAUUUAAUGGAGGCAAAAGAGAAUUAGAAUUAGAUUCUAUUGCAUCAGAUCUGUCUGGAGAUGAAUGGCAUGAGAUCAUUAAAUUUGAGAGAGAGAGAUUUGAAGAGGAUAAGCAAAAAUAGAAGGAAGACUUCUUAAGCAAAAGGAAAAUGAUCAAAGAAACUCUUGACAAGUAAUUGAAGGAAAGAAACUAAAGAAUAAAGCAAGAAAUAGAAGACAAGAAAAGAUUCGAUUAGGUAUUACUAGCUAAUGCUAAAUAAUAGGAAGAAGAGUAACAGAAAAAACUAUUAGCAUUGAAAAAUAAGAUAUAUGAACAAAAGAAUAUGAGAGACGUUUAACUAUAAAUGGCUUAACAAAAGAAGAGCACAGACUUUUAGAGUCAAAGAGAAAAUGAGUUAGAAAUAAUGAACAAGCUAAAACAAGAAAUAGAGUAAGAAAAACAGAUGAAAAUGGAGAAAAAGAAAAAUGAAAGAGACAAUGCCUGGAAAGUUAUUAAUGAAAACCAGGAAUAUAAAUAAAAGCAACUUUAGCAAAAAGAUAUAGAGAGGGAAAGAGAUAAUAAGCAAAUGGAAGAGUAUAAUAAAUUGCUAGAGCUCUAGGACUAGAAAAGAGCUUAGGAGUGGGCUUAAAGAGAAAACAGAAUCUAGUCACUAAUGAAUAAAAUGGCUGAUACAGUAGUUAAGAGAAGUAACGAGCAGGAAAGGGAGAUAGAGCGUCGAGUUAUGAAAUAUUAGACAGAAAAAGAGGAAAGAGAUAAAUUGGAUGAGUAAAAGCGCAAGGACGCUAUGAGAAAACGGUAGCUAGAGAUCAGAGAGAGACUUGAUCAGUAGGUUAUAGAGAAAAAGCAAUAAAAGCAGCAUGAAAGCUAUGUGAAUGAUGAUUACAUGAAGAAAUGGAUCGAUUUAAGCGAGAAGGAUGCUUAAGAGCGUAGAGCUAAGGAAGAAAUGAAUAAGUAAAAGAAGAGAGAAGUGCAAGACUUUUUGUUACAGUAAAUGGGCGAAGUGCCAUGUGAAAAUGGAGUGCCUUCAAUAGUGUCAGUGACCAAGCGCAAAGGCAAGGGCUAGAACAUCAAUGUGCCUAUGACUACUGAGGAGCUAAGAAUUAACAAACAGCUGCUUAAGGAGAUUAGCAAGAAAAAAAGAGAGAAAAAUUCUGUAAUAAAUGGCGGUAACAACUUGGGCAGCGUGGCUGGAUAUGGAAUGAGCGAGAUGUCAGUCACAGAUAUCAAUAACAACUUGAACAUUUGA
Messenger RNA from Stylonychia lemnae, 2139 nucleotides. Lineage: Eukaryota; Ciliophora; Spirotrichea; Sporadotrichida; Oxytrichidae. The record is from the annotation of a GenBank genome assembly.